AAUGCGCAUGCACACGUCCUCCAAAUUUGUCCUGAAUGUCAACCUUGGCGCCGACAACGACGACCCCGCACACGAUCUCAGACCAAAAACGCCCGGACAGAUCGAAAUUGACGUCAGUGACUUCCAUACGAGACUCGAGACAAGCAUCACGAACCGGAUUGAGGCCCACGCCGGGCGACGUCAAAGGCGAUCCUACGCAUCAUGGCCAAGAAGCCCAUGCGCCUGCCGCCACUGCGCGUGCUGCGGGUGCGCAACCCAAAUAAACAAGAGGGCAAUCCCUGUAUUACGGUCAUGUCCUCAGUAUUGGCAUGCUGGGCGUCAACAGGAUACGCUUCAUCCACAUGCUCCGGCGUCGAGCAGGCAUUGCGCGAAUGCAUGGACGGACCGAAACCGCCACCCAAGAAGAAGAACAACAUCAACUUCCACCUGUCGAGAUUCCAAAAAUAUCUUGAGGGCAACAGCAAGAAAUAAGAGAACAACCAGCCGUUUUACACUUUCGCACGGUUCUUACUAGGGCGCUUCUCGGAGCCUCUUUGCAUGAGAUACAAGACUGGACUUGUGUUCGGAACGCAGCGAGAGGGACGAGACAGUUUUCACUGCUCGAGGCUCCCAUCAACUAGGGCUCGUGUUUCGACCCACCAGCAAGCAUCAACAUAAGGUACGAGGAUGCGACCACGAUCGGCGAGCAUGAGCACCGGAGGAAUGGUGGCGACCAGGGCUUGGCUUUUUAGGUCAGCUACAGGGGACUACAUGAUCCACAGGACUCAUGCAAUACACACGUCAGUCGCCAGCAUAUAUCAGGAUCCCAGGGAUGAUGGCACAUAUGUUCCACAAUCUAUGUAUAACUCGUAUAAAGGUGCAAAGAUAGAAACCUCGAUGGCUCCAUAGCGUGGAGCAAUUUUCAAGCCG
Molecule: messenger RNA, 909 nt
Organism: Cryphonectria parasitica EP155
Lineage: Eukaryota; Fungi; Ascomycota; Sordariomycetes; Diaporthales; Cryphonectriaceae
Product: mitochondrial ribosomal protein 10
Exons: 2
Coding region: 202-471 (89 amino acids)
Biological process (GO): mitochondrial translation
Cellular component (GO): mitochondrial small ribosomal subunit
Molecular function (GO): structural constituent of ribosome
Source: RefSeq, a predicted model, not a curated record